GGGAAUUUGAUGCGUUAGUGAGACUCAGUGUAGCGACUAUUGGUGUGAAUAUCGAUAAUAAACGUGUUGUCAAUAAAAUGUGAAACAAAUUCACGUUUCGUUCGAAUUGAGAAUUAGUACGCAUUUGACACUCAGUUCGAUAUGAAGUGACGAUUGGAUCGGAUUGUCGACCAAUGAGUGCUCGCAGUGACAGACACUGACAUCACUCACACGAUUGCAUCACAUCUGUGGUCAGUCCCACCACUGCUGACACUCACGAGUCGUUGAAGACAUCUGUUGGGCAGCCAUUGGCGCCGUACGAGUGGUCACAGGAAUGGACUUAAGACUGAUCUCGAACUACAGCCUAAGAAGUGAUGCCUCUCUGCAGAAAGAGACCAUUGAGUACUUCGAGCGCCUGAAGAGCGAUGAGUUGGGAUGGAAGCUAUGCGUGGAGUGUCUGGUGUCGCGUCACGUGACCGACGAAUCGGCCGUUUUCUUCUGUCUUCAGGUCAUCGAACACUACAUCAAAACCAGGUAUGCGAGCGAUGGAGAGGACAUGAGAGCCAUAUUGAGGCGCUUUCUGUUCGAGUGGUUCCAGUGGUCGCACGUGUCGUCCGCUUACAUCCACAACAAGUUCGCAUAUGUCGUGAAUUCGGUGUUUCUGUUGGACUUCCCGCUCCAGAAGUGGAACACAUUCUUCACCGAUAUAUUAGGCGUUUGUCAGAACCAACAGAAUUGUGAUCUUUUCCUCAGAAUUCUGCUGCAAAUCAAUGGAGACGUCGCCGACAGAGAGAUCCCCAGAAGUGCUAAGGAAAUGGAAAGAAAUACUAUUAUUAAAGACCUCAUGAGAGAGACAUGUGUUCAAGAAUUGGCUGAUUUCUGGCUCAACGUUAUUAACACAUACCGCGAGUCAAGUCCAACGACUGUUUGUUUGUGUUUAGAAGUGAUCGGCGCUUAUGUGGCGUGGAUUGACAUCAAUCUGAUUACCAACGACUCAAUAAUGACUAAUUUAUUUAAUUUAUUCCCAAUCGACACAUUCCGGUGCUCUGUCACCGACUGUUUCAACGGUAUUCUACACAAAGGAAUGGACUCUUUAGCCAAAACCCAACUCAUCGAGCAGUUCAUGAAUGUCGAGUCAAUUAAACACAAAUUGUCGCUCAUUUGUGACUCAAUGAAAGCCAACGAAAGCCAAGACAACGACUUAUUUGUCGUCAAGUUCUCUAAACUAAUGAACACAAUCGGCAUUGAAUUGAUCGAAGCGUUCAAGAAGUUUAAGACUAAAAACGAUGCAAACAAUCCUCAGCUCAAUAAGAGUUGGCACUCAGAGGCCAUCACUUUCAUAUCCAACGCCAUUGAGUCGAAGUUCACGAUUUUGUGCCAAUUCUUGUCCCAUAAGAGCAAUACAGUGUCCCUUCAAAUACAUCCCUUCACCAGAGAAUACAUACAAUGGGCUAAAAACACAUUAACCAAAAAAGACGACAAUAGCUCUGCAGUGGACAAGACGUUGGAGGAGAAGCUGUUGAUAUUCCUGCGUAUAAUCAUCGAGAAGUGCAAAUACCCGAUGGAUCACGACUUCAGUCUCGAAGAGGAGACCACUUUCGAGGAGUUCCGCAAAUCGUGUAAAGUAUUGUUCGAUAACCUAAUGCUUCUCAACUCAACGGUUGUGAUAAACUUCAUAUGCACUCAACUCAUCGAACCAUUGCUCAUGAAUUGGCGGAUGUCUGGCAGCGCCUAUACGUUCGCCGACAUCGAGAUAUGUCUCCACUAUUUCUAUCUAAUCGGAGAAAACCUGAGUUUCCUGAACGACACGAAACGGAUUGAACUGUUGCUGCAACUGUUGAUCACGUCGUCGAUCUCUACUUACGCCCACUCCUACACGCAAUCCAUAUAUUUUGAUUUGAUCCUCAGGUACGAGAAGUUCUUCGGCAAUAAUCUGAAUUAUUUGGUGCCACAGAUACUCAUCUCAUUCCUCGACGAGAGAGGCUUUAAGAACAAUAGCCCGAAGAUGAGGAGCAAAGUGGCGCUUAUGUUCAAUAAGUUCGUCAAAUCUCAGAUCAAAUCCAAAUCCAGUGACAAACAGCAGAACUUCACCGAAGAUAUUCUCAAACGCCUGCAAGACUUCCUCAAACUGGAUAUCAUUCCCAAUGAAUCGGACGACACGACCAACGGAUUCGUCACGAAAACGACGAAAGCUUUAAAUAUUUUCGACGAAAUUCGGUAUUCGAUCACAACUGAGGAUCAGUUGAAUGUUUACGAAACGGUUGCCAUUUUGAUAAUUUCCAACCAAAACUUCGACAUCAAUCGCAAACAAUUCCUAAUGAAGACUCUCUUAAUGAAUCCAAUUUGGGAUAAAUUUGAAGAAAUCUGUGCAAAGCUUUUGAAUGAAAUGAACGCUCAAAAUGGGAAACUCGUCACUGAGUCGAACCAAUUAGUUGUCAAACAAUACUGCAAUCAAAUCUCACAUCUCAUAUCAUUAGCCGCCCGAACCUCGAAAGCCUUUUCCAACAUCCAUACCAUCAAAUCUAUUGGACUACAAGACCUUUAUUUACAAUCAUUCAAUCACUUCGUCAAAGCAUUGAGUUUAGGACUCAAUGAAGACAUGCUUUUCAUAAUACAGUCGUCGACGCGUCAGUUCCUUCACCGGUGUAUCGUAUGUCUCGAUGAGAGCGAUAUCGUACCACUCCUUCCCUCUGCCAUUCAAAGCCUUUUCCUACUCUCACAAGAGCUCAACUCCAAGACAUUGCAAGAGUUGAUUCCACUGCUCAACCAAGUGGUCACUAAAUUCAAACACUCGUGGCUUUUCCAAAGAGAUUUGACGCCAUUCUUCAAACAGAUGUUCUCUCCUUUGAUUCUCUCAUUCUUUUCAGUCAUCUCUCAGACCCUCAACACUGAGGAGAAGCUAUCGAUUCAAAAGUCUUAUUACACUUUCCUAUCGAUUCUCGUCACCAAUAAUAUUAUGGAUCCCUUCCUUGUUAUCGAAGUGCCACUAAUGGAACAGAUAUUGAUUACGGUAUUCCAGGGGUCAGUCGACUUUCCCGAUGCUGUCACGCAAAGAAUUUGUUUCCAAAUAUUACGCAAAUUUGUAGAGUUUUUCGGAAACUCGAGCCAAUUGGCAGCCAAUGAGAGCGAAGGAAAGGGAGCCGAGAAGGAGGUGAAGAGUAUUGGUUCGCAUGAGUUCGUCCAAUUCAUAUACAAGUCUAUAAUCCCCGCCUGUUUUGUGGCCCCCAUUCGUCACAACGAAGACUCGCAAUUAGUCAAUGAGUGUAUUAUAUGUCUUAAGACAAUUCAGUCAACGCGAGGCACUCAAGAGUUGUCGACAUACCUGUCCUCUCAGUUCUUUCCCCAACAUUUCCCCAAUUACUGCAAUUCUGCGCAAUUGAUUCAGACAUUGAUUGACAACGACUUGAAAGCAACUAAACGGGCGCUUAAAAUAUUUUGUCAACAAUUCAAACAAAACGAAAUCACAUGAAACGAAAUAUAUGUCUAUUUUUAUAUCAAUUCUACUCUAAUUUAUAUGAAAUUGACUUUAAUAUGAAUUUAUAUAAAUAUGUUAUUAAAUUAUAAAUACAAAAUACAUUAUAUUUAUGUUAUAUUUAAGCUAUUAUUUGUCCGAGAC
Oppiella nova is the source of this 3595-nucleotide messenger RNA. NCBI's taxonomy places the organism in Eukaryota, Metazoa, Arthropoda, Arachnida, Sarcoptiformes, Oppiidae. The record is from the annotation of a GenBank genome assembly.